CCGCCAUAUAUGGAGAGCUGUUGUUACCCGUUCUCCGGUUGAAAAAAGUCAACUCCUAAAAAGAUGGAAUCAAGUACAGGUUAUUACUAUCACUCCUUCCAUUUGGUCCUCCUGCCACGAGGGUGAACUUGAAUUCGCGGGGGUUGCUCCUGGUCUCCCCUCCCCUCCACCGUAUCUUUGACCCCGUGCCCUUAGCCUUAUCCCGGGGACAAGACCGACUUCGGCACCGGCCAACAUUCCCUGUGCGUUGCCUCCGUCGACCAAUCUUUCAAGUGCCGAUUUAUCGCGCUCUGCCGGUCUCGUGUUCCCUGCUGUGCAGUACCUUCAGUCAUCGAUACCGUUCAUCCAUCCGAAUUAUUCGUGUAUUCCUGAGGGUGACAGUGUGCCCGAAUUCGGCAAUAAGAUGUGCGGCAUUCUCGGCCUCAUCCUCGCCGACUCGUUGAGCGUCGAUGCGGCAGUUGACCUCCAUGAGAGUCUGUACUAUCUCCAGCAUCGCGGCCAAGAUGCCUGUGGCGUUGCGACGUGCGCGGCCGGCGGCAGGAUCUUCCAGUGCAAGGGCAACGGCAUGGCGUCCAAGGUCUUUGAGGACGGCAAGCGCGUCGCGGAUCUGCCCGGGUACAUGGGCAUUGCCCAUCUGCGGUAUCCGACGGCAGGGACUAGCUCGAGCGCCGAGAGCCAGCCGUUCUACGUCAAUUCCCCCUACGGCAUCUGCUUCGCGCACAACGGCAACCUGAUCAACGCCCCCGAGCUGCGCAACUUCCUCGACAAGGAGGCCCACCGCCAUGUGAACACCGACUCCGACAGCGAGCUAAUGCUCAAUGUGUUCGCCAAUGCCCUGAACGAGACGGGUAAGGCUCGUGUCAACGUCGACGACAUCUUCAGCUCCCUGGCCCAGACAUACCAGCGCUGUCAGGGCGCCUGGGCCGCUACCGCCAUGGUUGCCGGUUUUGGCAUCCUAGCCUUUCGCGACUCCUUCGGCAUCCGCCCGCUGAUCAUGGGAAGCCGGCCGUCGGCCACUGUCGAGGGAGGGACGGACUACAUGCUGGCCUCGGAGAGUAUUGCCCUCCGGCAGCUGGGGUUCCGGAACUUCCAAGACAUCCUCCCGGGCCAGGCGGUCUUCAUCCAGAAAGGCGGCCAGCCGCAGUUCCACCAAGUCGCCGAGGCCAAGGGCUACUCUCCGGACAUCUUUGAGUAUGUCUACUUUGCGCGGCCGGACACGAUCAUGGACGGCAUCUCUGUCAACAGCAGCAGGCAGAACAUGGGCGCUAAGCUGGCUGACAAGAUGAGAGAGGUUCUCGGCGAGGAGGGUAUCCAGGAGAUCGACGUCAUCAUCCCGGUACCGGAAACCAGCAACACGGCGGCGGCCGUUGUGUCGGAGCGCCUGGGCAAGCCCUUUUCGAACGGUUUCAUCAAGAACCGCUACGUAUACCGUACCUUCAUUUUGCCCGGCCAGAAGGCGCGGCAGAAAAGUGUUCGGCGGAAGCUGAGUGCCAUGGAGUCCGAGUUUGAGGGGCGCGUUGUCUGUCUGGUGGACGACUCGAUUGUCCGGGGCACUACCAGCAGGGAAAUCGUCAGCAUGGCCCGCGAGGCUGGGGCGCGCAAGGUCAUCUUUGCAAGCUGCGCCCCGCCUAUCAAGCACCCUCAUAUCUACGGCAUCGACCUGGCUACCCCUCAGGAACUGAUCGCGCACGAGAAGACCAGGCAAGACAUCGCGCGGCACAUCAACGCCGACGACGUCAUCUAUCAAGACCUCGGUGACCUCAAGGCCGCUUGCAUGGCGGUGGCGCCGGGUGGUAAAGUUAAGGACUUUGAGGUCGGCGUGUUCUGCGGCAAGUACAAGACGGAGGUUCCUGAGGGCUACUUUGAGCACCUCAACGAGAUCCGCGGCAAGAAGCGGAAGAUGGCCGAAGAGGCGGGCACCCAGACCGCGGUUGGCAACGGCGGUGCCGUCAACGUGGCCAAGCGCUCGCUCACGGAUGGGAGCGCAGGGCUCGAAAUCAGGAGCCAGAAUGGUGCCGAUGGCGGCGUGGAGGAUAAAAACGCGGGCAUGGCGAAUCCUAACAACCGGCAGGAUAUCAGCAUCCAUAACCUGGCGAACGAACCGCCCACCCAAUAAGAGGUGUUUGACUACCCAGGGAAGGUGGAUUGGGGUAUUGCACAUAGACAGAUACAGGCCGUGUCCUGAGUAAUCAUGUCUUUCCCAGGACAUGUCGCAUCAUGGCGGGAUUCAUAGCUGGCGGCUGUUUGUGUCAGUUUCGUCGGCAACAUAGACAAGGAUAGUUUAGGGAUGGAGCAAACAUGUAAUCAGGGUUCUCUUGGGAGUCUUGACGUGCUACCACAGUCGUCGUGUAACGCCGGGGGGAUAUUACCUCGCUCCAGUCUCUGGCCCUCUUAGCUGGGAUAUUGAAGCCAUCUACAUCAAGUCCUGUGCCACCCCAGUCACUACA
Chaetomium strumarium is the source of this 2447-nucleotide messenger RNA. Its product is annotated as nucleophile aminohydrolase. NCBI's taxonomy places the organism in Eukaryota, Fungi, Ascomycota, Sordariomycetes, Sordariales, Chaetomiaceae. Gene Ontology annotation, biological process: purine nucleobase biosynthetic process; purine nucleotide biosynthetic process. Gene Ontology annotation, cellular component: cytoplasm. The record is from RefSeq and is a predicted model, not a curated record. The coding region runs from base 404 to 2116 and encodes 570 amino acids. The transcript is spliced from 4 exons. Gene Ontology annotation, molecular function: amidophosphoribosyltransferase activity.